CAUACGCCUUCGCUCAAUGUUUUUGUUUUAAGGGUCCUGCUGCUGGUAAAACAAGUGAACACAAAAUGGAAAUGGCAGGCCUUACAUUGAGUGUUUUAUGUCUUCUUUUUGCUUCAGCAACAAGCACAGAGUCACCGCCCAGGCAACUGAAUACGGAAAACAUCCUGAUCAACGUGACAGCAGGGACUUUGGCGGAUACAGAGUUACACGAUUCCAACAACUUGCAGAUCAACUUAAAUAUAUCUGUGGGUGACGAGCAGGUGCUGGUGAAUGACAUCCCUGUAGAGCUGUCGGGGGUCACCAGGUUCACCUGUCAGGCUCUUCUAUUGGACAGCAUAAACGGGAGCAGUGACUUUGAAUCUGGGGACUUGGUGUCGACCGUUACCCGGGUGAUGGUUAGCCAGAACCGCCUGUACAGCGACUCGGAGGAGGUGGUGGCUCUGCAGGUGUUCAGUGAAGUUAUAGAGAUGGAGGGCAAAGAGGUCCAGCAGCCUGAGAUGUGUGAGGUGAAAAUAUUGAUGAGCCCAGAUUUUCAGAAGUUGGCUCAGUUCACCAACAUCUACCCCAUCGGACACAGCGAGAUCUUCAGGGUUCCCCGGGAGAACGAUGUUGUCGUCACAGAUCCACCAAAUCGUAGAAAAGACGAAGAACAGCUGAUUUCUCAGACCACCAGCCAGUACUCCCUGAAGCAAACAGAGACCACCCAGGAGGAGAUUGCAGCGCCGGGGAAGCUCCCAGAGACUCCCCUCCGAAUGGACCCCGACCUGCUGUACGACGUCAGAUACGAUGAUGAAUUUGAAGAUAGAGAGACGAGCCAGACCGAUCCGAUUCAGAUGGAGUCUCCGCCAAAAGAACUCGUAUCGUCUUACUCUGCCAUGUGUCAGUGGGUGGAGGAGGUGAGAGAGCGUCUGAGGCGCUUUUGCUCCGAGUCACUUCCUCUGUUCUUCCUGGUCAUGUGGGUGGUGGUGAUCGGCGUCGUUGGAUCAGCGGUCAUCGUCAAGAUCUUGGACAUGUUCUUCCCAGCUUGUGAACACAAGCACAUUUUCCACAUAAACCCCGCCACUCUGAUGCCAGAGGAGGAGAAGCACAACCUUCUGGAGAGCAUCGAAAUGGAAGCAGAGGAAGACGAGAAGAAGCCUUGAGUGAGGAUUGACCUCGCCAGCUCCGUUUAUUUUUUUCAGUUUGUUCUUAUUCGUUCUUUAACCGCGGUUACUGUUACGUCGUUAGCAUGGCCUGGUUUUGAUGGCAGCUUCACUUCUUCCUUUAACCCUUUAAAAACAACUUGUAGAAAAAAAGGACGUGUUUUCAGCCACCCGAUUGACCUGAAUGAUUUAGUUGGUGAGUUGCUAGUCGAGGGAAAGGUUAGUAGGAUGUUUCUCCAGUUCGGUCUCUAAUGAUGUCAGCUGUCACAGCACUGUUUCAGGGUUGAGCUGUGGUACGCCCGCACUGCGUGUACCAGCGUCCGUGCUAUCAGCUCGUAGUUUACACGUCAAACUUUUUAAAACGAGACAGAGUUCAAGGCAAGCCACUUUAUUUAAUCACAGCUCUUUUUUUCCUUGCCUUUUAAAGAAACAAAUCCCUUUUAACUGGAAAAUGACCCUAAGUACUUUUUCCUUUACCCACUUCACAUGACACUGCUAUGUGGCGUUCCUUUAGAGAUGGUUAAAAAAACGAUCUCACCUCAAGGUCCUCUUGUAGCCAUUCUUCAUGCGUGAUUACACGUUUUGAACUUUCUGGAUUUGAAGGAGAAGGUCAACAGUUUAUCGAGCAGGCAUCUUCCUUUCUUGCCGAGGGUUUCUCUGCAUUCACACGCUCCUCUGACUUUUCCAAAUCUGGUGAAUAUGAGCUUCAAGUCAUAACGUGAAAACGACUUGUUCACUACAAGCAACAUGUGUUUUUUUUUCUAUUGCUCAGAAAUAAUCCUGAUGAAUCCAUGCAGACAGCAACGUCUGAACUGUUACAACCUUGUUCCAAAUUUAAAACUAAUUAUAAACAAUAAAAUACUCAAAAUGUAAAAAUGACAUUUUGUGUCUGUCUGCAGGUUUUUCUCAGACUUUGAGUUGUUUAACUGACCUGAGUAAAUGGUAAAUGGACUUGAGCUUGUAUAGUUCUUUGACUACUCAAAGCUCUUUUACACUGCAGGUCACACCUACAUGUUCACACACUGAUGGUAGAGGCUGCUGAGUAAGAGUCCAUCAGAAUUAACUCAUCCAUUUAUACAUCGCUGAUGAAGCAGCGAGAGCAGUUUGGGGUUAAGUGUCUUGCCCAAUGACUGCAGGAGCUGGGGAUCGAUCCCUGACCUUGUCUGAGAGAGUAGAGAGACUCUACCACUGAUCCACAGCCACUGCUGAGUGGGGCAUUCAUCUCAUUGUUCUAGGAGUCUGGCAGGAGAAACUCCAGGUGAAAUCUGAGCAAAAAAUUCUCCUGAUUGCGUUCACACAUACAGCUCCUCCAGGAAAUAUUCCAAGAAUUUCAGGAGUUUUCUGCAGGUGUGAAAGCACUAUUAUUGUGAGAUUGGGAUUGCCUGAAACUGGUCGAGUUUACAGGAAGUCAUUCAUCCCCAAACUCUGAGCAAGAAAGGAAUAAAGAGCGAAACAUGCGACUAAUUUUAGCAAAACAUGAAUAAAACUGGAAAAAGGCCGAUUGAGCAACUCGAUGGAAGUUCCUCAAAUUGUCGAGGAUUAUGUGAUUCGAUUAAGAGCUUCAAAAAAAGCUACUAGAAGCACUUUGUGGUGAGACUGUUGUUUUUUUUUCAGUUGGCUGUUGUCACCAAAACCUUCACAAAAACAGAGAGAGAUAUAUAAAGACUGUCGGAUUAACACAUGAAUAUGAACAAACUGAGUAUUUCAGGGAGCGAUCCAAUGACGUCAACUUCUUUAAAUUCACCAAAAAAACAAACAACUUUCUACAUGUAGCACUUCUGUACAGGUCACACUGUUUGUUUUGUUUUUCUCUCCAAACUUGUUCCCUACUGCUGAGAUGGAGUAUGUGAAGUGUAACUGAAUCUUCAUCGAGUACAUUUCUUUAUUUAUUGAGGCAGACAGUAGCCCCUCUCUGUCCUCCGUGAAGUGAAGGAAGAAGACGACUUUAAGCCAUCGUCUCUCAAUCUGAUGUCAUGGGUAGAUGCGUUAGUUAUUUUUCGUGAUCACGAGCGUCUCGGCCAGAUGCGAAAAAACGACUUUUGUGUGCACACGUUCAGUAUCAACUCUUUUCCUCUCUUCCAAACCUCUGAAUGUCACCACUUUAAAAAAAAACUCCAGCUGUCCACUUCUGAGGCUCACUUAAUGAUUGUCUCUCUUCUCGGUGCCUCUGGCUACUUUUGGAGAUCUAUGAAAAAAGAAAAACUGUCAUUUUGAAUUCUUUCUUUCGACUUAUUCAGCGUGUGGUUUCCUGUUCCUAAUAAUGGAGAAUGUAUGUGAGGUUGUUCAGAUUGUCUAUGCACUCUAAACAUAUAUAAGAUAAAUCACUAUUACUGGACUGAUGUGUAUCUCAAGAAAUUACUGAUUGGAAAUAAUCUGCACCUUGGUGUGAAUGGAGUCAAACAGGCUUUAGUCUCUGUGUGUGUGUGUGUCUGUGUGUGUGGGGGGCUAGUUUUCACGAGGCGGCGUGCGAGGAACCAAGCAGGUGGGCACAAGGCAGUAUUCUGGUCAAAGGAGUGGAGGUUUGAUUCACUGAUUAUUUUAAAAUUGUCAUGCAAACGUCCUGUUUGUGAAACCUCGGAGCAGCAGAAGUGUUGCUUGUGCCUCCCUGAGGUCCAGUUAACCUGCAGAGUGCAUGAUGUGCUGUAACAGCAAGAGGUGCAUGUGUAGUCUAGCUAGUGAAUGCUCUGCGCUGUUCAAUCAGCAAAGUAUACAAUAAUCAAAAAAAAAAAAAAAAAGAAACUAGGAAGCUGCAUGAUGAUGACGCAAAACAGCUCAACCUGAAUUUGGAUCAGCCUCGAAUUGAUCGACUGAAAACAACAAAGUGCUGUAGAUGAAAAGAAAUGAGCCUGUAAGGCAUGAUGUCAGAUUUUCUUCAGAAGAAAAACUAUUCUGUAUAUUUUAAUUUGUUCUUUGUUGAAAUGUUGGUCGACUCGUGUUACUUUCUUUUGAGACAUUGUGAUGAUAAAUUGUAUGAAUAACAGCUGGACUGUGUGAUCGGGUGGAAAUCCUGCUGAUUAAAUGCUUUCCUUAAGACUAUAA
This is a messenger RNA of Labrus mixtus (cuckoo wrasse), 4181 nucleotides long. It is a transcript of the gene ginm1, whose product is annotated as glycoprotein integral membrane 1. The coding region runs from base 66 to 1142 and encodes 358 amino acids. NCBI's taxonomy places the organism in Eukaryota, Metazoa, Chordata, Actinopteri, Labriformes, Labridae. The transcript has 8 exons. The record is from RefSeq and is a predicted model, not a curated record.